GCGGAGAUGGUCUUCCGCCCAAACACCAGAUCUGCAACACCGGAGACAGCCCAGCCUUGCCUUGCGCUGAGUUUGGUCCUCCCCUUGCCGGUGCUAGUCAAGUUAGCGAGUCGCUGGAAGCGUGUUGCACGUCGACACCACUUUCUUGUCCCUUUCACAGCUGUCACUGUUUAUACGGGGAACCAUGUCCAUACUACAAGGCCCGAUUGUAUCUUGACGGCAGGACUGGGUCGUGUGAAAGCAUGCUACUACGUACUCCUGUCUACACUCAUCCUCCGACAUGAAAGCAGUCGCAUUCACGACUCCCUCUCGUCACCUCCAAAUUCCACACCAUGGAUCCUCAAAGUCCGACUUCCUCGGGCUUCGAAUCCGCCCCACAGUCUCCUACGACACCAGGCUCACGCAAACUCCCCACUGACCUACCCACUUCGCUGGACGACCGUCGUCCUCUGGCUCAUUAUGGUGGGGAGACUGAGAUGUAUGAUGGCUGGCAAGGAUCGUCACAGUAUAUCACUGCGCCUACUGCAGCGAAGCCUCUAGACUUCGAUCUCCACCUGGACACUCCAGCCUACGACGAUGCCGAGACUUUUGCCCGAAUACAAGAUAGCGACUCGCGGCUCAUGGAGAUGGUUGCGGCUCAGGCUCAACAUAGAGAGGAUGGGAGCCCCGGACAAGACGAAGACGCCAUUGCCAUGGACGAUAAACUAUCUGCAGCCGAGAAGAAGGAGAUCCUACAGAAGAGUCUUAAUAUGGCCGCCAGCAAUGGAGAUGUAGCACGGAUACGGAAGCUUGUUGGGAGUAAAGCCAAAGAAUUCGUGGAUGUCAACCAGCCAGACGAAGAGGGUACUGUCCCUUUGAUAUAUGCCAGUUGUUUCGGACACUACGAAGUGGUAUCAGCUCUGCUGGACGCCGGAGCCGUCGUUGACAAACAAGAUCGCAACCAGUGGAGUGCGCUCAUGUGGGCGAUGACCAACCGGCACAAACAGAUCUCCAAACUACUCCUCGACCAUGGCGCAAAUCCCGAGAUCAAGUCCUCCUCUGGAGGUACCGCCUUAGACUUCGUACAGCCAGGUUCCGACUUCUCACACUUCCUGCAUGACAAUGGCUAUCACUUUGGAGGCCCGACUCUCGAAGAUGACUUUUACAACUCGGGCUUCUCUCAAGAUCGGUUUGAGGAGGAAAUGGCUGAAAAUGAAUUGAAGAGGCGCAUGUUAAUGCAGGAGAGCGCGGCCAAUCUAGAGGUCGACUUGUCGACAUUGGGAUUUGAUGAACCACCUCAGUCUCCCACCGAAUUGGAAUCGGAUGAGGAGGAAUUUAUCUGGGACCGAUGUGUUGGCGAUCAGAUGUUCGUCUUCCAGACGGAUAAGCUUGAUGAUAUUCUGGAUCUUAUCAUCACCAACAUGACUCCACAACGAUCACCUUCACAAAAGCCCGUCCCUGCAAAUUUGAUCUUCUUGAUGGCAAGAUAUGCCCACUACCAUAUGACUGCCUCAUUGCUGGACGAAGUGUUGACGAAAGCGAUGGAUCUGAUCAACGAGGUUAUCGAGCGGUCCCAAUGGGAUAUGACCAUGUUAGCUUUCUGGAUAUCCAACGCGACACUGUUGCUACACUACCUGAAAAAGGAUGCUGGUCUAGUGCAGGUUACUUCAAAGUACCAACUGGAGCUCGCUGAAUUGAUCAACGAGACCUUCAUCUUGAUCAUCCGGGACGCCGAGCGAAGAAUGAACAAGGUCCUGGACACAGCAAUGCUGGACCAUGAGACGAUACCCGGACUAGAUGACAUUGCUUUUCAAGGAGAAUGGAAAGUGUUCAAGUCAAAGUCAAAGCCCAAAGAAGAAGCACCAGAAAAGCGAUUCCGACCACCUUCACCAAAUCGACGAGCCCAAACCUCUCCCCGAAAUAUCACGUCGCUUCUGUCUUCCACGCUCUUCGUGCUUGACCUGUACGACGUUCAUUCUGUCAUCACCGCACAGAUUUUAGCUCAGCUUAUAUACUGGAUUGGCGCGGAAUUGUUCAACCGUGUCAUGACUACUCGAAAAUACCUGUCCCGGACAAAAGCCAUGCAGAUACGCAUGAAUGUUUCAGCCAUUGAGGACUGGGCUCGCGCGAACAAUCGACAACCGGAACAUUAUGAGAACGGGUCGACCAUUUCGAGUGGGGAGAACACAGUCGACGCUGCCAGGCGCCAUCUCGCUCCCAUAAUACAGCUUCUACAGUGGCUGCAGUGCUUCAGCUCACUUGGUGACGACCAUGAAUCAUUGGUGGGGACUCUCGUGCAGCUGCAACGACUCACUCCAACGCAACUGAUUCACGCCGUCAAGAAUUACCGAGCGGAGGUGGGCGAAAAGAGCUUACCCAAAGCUCACAUGAAGUUUUUGGUGCAGUUGCAAAAGGGAGAGCAAUCCCUGAUCAAGCGACCAAUUACGCCGGUGGUAGAGGCCGCCGAGGCUGCAACAGCAACGCCAACCAAGCAAAAUGGGGAUAUUAGCUCGACAGCAAAGAGUCCUAGCACUCCUCAAAGUGUCUCUGCGCCUUCGAUCGCGUCUCCGACCGAGCCGGACCUAGAUCCGCCAAUGAAUAGGAACGCUCUGACGUUGGAUCAGUCUCUGAUGCUUCCAUUCUCGCUGCCUACCUCGACGGACAUGCUAAUCACUUAUGGGGCUGGUAUUGGCGGAGUCAAUCGAGAGAGAGCGAGGAAGUAUAUCCCGACGGUUCCGACGGAGGUCUUGAGCAAGUUAAACCUCGACGGUGAGGGGCUGCGCCGUGAGGGCAGUAUUGGAACAAUAGGCACCACGGCACAGGGCUGGCGAUAGCAGCGGCCUGUGAUUCGAAAAGGAGAGAGUACAUGCAAAAUCACAGAUCACGAUCACAGCGCGGCGUUGAUAUAGGCUCGUGAAGUCGAGGACUCGGGAUUUCGAGUAUGACUAGUCACUGGAUAUCAUUAUUCUCGUAAUGUGGCCAUAUUUACACGCUGCAGCAUACUGGCGACCAAGACAUCGGCACAACGAAUCCAUCUAGAUGCUCACCGCCGUCAACCUUUUCUCAUGUGCUGCGACCAUCAUUUUGACUUAAUGCUGAUCACCUUCACCAAUGCAGAUUGUAGCGUAUCACACCGAGAGA
Exophiala viscosa is the source of this 3120-nucleotide messenger RNA. RefSeq names its product allantoicase. Lineage: Eukaryota; Fungi; Ascomycota; Eurotiomycetes; Chaetothyriales; Herpotrichiellaceae. Gene Ontology annotation, molecular function: GTPase binding. Bases 333 to 2813 code for a protein of 826 amino acids. The transcript has 3 exons. The record is from RefSeq and is a predicted model, not a curated record.